AUGAACAUCUUGCUCAUUUUGACUCUCGCGCUCACAGCUCAAGCCUAUCCGCACAGAAGCAGAAGCAAAAAAGAAAUUCGCAAAACAAACGAUUGCGUCGAUCCCGAAUCACUCUCAAUUCGACAAUUGAAGAAAUUGCUCAAGAAAAAGCGCCGAGAUGCCCGCCGCCUCCGAACCCCAGCUGUACAAUAUUGGCCUGAUCAGAGCAUUGACCCGUACUUCGAACCCAGUUUGGACAAUGAAUUUGAAUUCCUCCACGACUACCCCAAUGAUCAGCCCGUCCGAUUCGACUUCACUGGCGACAUUGUCGGCUAA
Oikopleura dioica is the source of this 315-nucleotide messenger RNA. NCBI's taxonomy places the organism in Eukaryota, Metazoa, Chordata, Appendicularia, Copelata, Oikopleuridae. The record is from the annotation of a GenBank genome assembly.